AUGGCCAAGUUUGACGAGAAUUGCACUUUCAGCUCCGUCGACUUGACAUUGUUGGCUUCAAAGCGACCCAAGAUCAUGAGUCGAGUUUUAGUUGCCGUCAUGGACCUCUUAACCAAAAAGGUCGUGAAGCCCAUUGGUCCAAUUUCGACAGUUGGUAUUGGAGAGGUUGAGGCAGCCCUUCGAAUGUUGCAAAGCGGCAAGACGAGUGGCAAGUUGAUUGUCAGUCAUACGGCAUCCAACCAAAAAGUCAAGGCCACUCAUCCAAGUCAGACGUCCUACCUGCCACCAGAUGGCACAUAUGUCAUCAUCGGCGGUACUGGCGGCGUCGGAAAAUCCCUGGCCCGAAGGAUGGUUCUACGAGGCGCCCGUCAUGUGGUUCUUCUCUCUCGCUGUAGCGCUAUGACAAGCGAGCUGCAACAGCUUAUCCAGGACUGCCACAGCGAAGGCGCUUCGAUUCAUGUCAGGCAAUGUGACGCUUCGGAUGGUGCUCAGGUUAGCGCCCUCGUCAAAGAGCUGCAAGGCGUUUUGCCUGCCGUCAGAGGCGUCAUCCAUGCUGCCAUGGUGCUUAAGGAUAUCUUGUUCGAGAAGAUGACUUUUGACGAAUAUCAAGACGUUGUCCGGCCUAAGGUUGAUAGCGCUUGGAAUUUCCACGAAUCUCUUCUCGAUCACCCUCUCGACUUCUUCAUCGUGUUAUCCUCGGUUGCCGGCAUCAUUGGAAAUAGGGGCCAAGCGGCCUAUGCUGCCGCCAACACGUUUCUCGACGCCUUUGCUCUGCAUCGCCGGCGCCGAGGCCUUGCAGCCACGUCUCUCAACCUCACUGCCAUUAGUGAUGUCGGAUACUUGACGCAGGACAAGGGCAAGCAGGCCGAGGUUAUGAAGAACAUCUCGGGCAGCUCUAUGAGCGAGCAAGAGUUGCUGGCCCUUGUGGAAGCGGCUAUUCAAGGCAAAGUCGGGACCGCUUGUGACGAGCAGUGUAUCACCGGGCUCAAGUUUUCUAACCCUGCUGCGCUACCCUACUAUUCCUCGGAUAGAAAGUUCACCUACCUCCGGAACGAAGCUCUGGUCAAAGUGACACAAGACACGGGCCCGGCCGAGUUGGCAAACUUGACCAUCUCGCAAAAGCUUAGCUUGGCGUCCGAUUCCGGACAAGCUCAGGAGAUCGUUACUCAGGGCCUCCAGAAGAAGCUUGGAGCUAUCCUCAUGGUCUCCGACGAGGUCAUGGCGGCUCAGAUGGAGACGACAGCAAUGACCGCAUUUGGCUUGGAUUCACUUACCGCCAUUGAACUUCGCAACUGGGUUGGAAAGGAGCUGCAGGCUCACCUGCAAGUUCUGGAACUUCUCACGGGUGGUUCGUUGAGAGACUUGGCCGCCACGGUGCUCAAGAAGACGAAGAUCUCGGGAGUCUGGUCCAAUCGAGACCAGACGUAA
This is a messenger RNA of Hirsutella rhossiliensis, 1428 nucleotides long. RefSeq names its product KR domain-containing protein. The record is from RefSeq and is a predicted model, not a curated record. Bases 1 to 1428 code for a protein of 475 amino acids. Gene Ontology annotation, molecular function: fatty acid synthase activity; phosphopantetheine binding. Gene Ontology annotation, biological process: fatty acid biosynthetic process; secondary metabolite biosynthetic process. NCBI's taxonomy places the organism in Eukaryota, Fungi, Ascomycota, Sordariomycetes, Hypocreales, Ophiocordycipitaceae. The transcript is spliced from 3 exons.